AUGUCUACUACACAGGAAGAAAAAUCUUGCGCUGUAUUUCAACAUUUUCGUUUUCGAAAAGUUCAUGAAAAUAAAGAUUCAACUGUUUUAUUUAAAUGUACAAUAAACAAACGUUCAGCAUACAUAACAAUUGAUCUCAACUACAAUGUUAUUCGUACAAGUGUGUUCAUAAAACCAUAUGUUAAGAUUGAUGAAGAAACUAAAAAUGUUAUUCGUGGCAUGAAACGUAAAAUUGAAGAAGAUCCUGGUCAUUCAGUACCACAAGUCCUGUUGAUAAUAUGA
Molecule: messenger RNA, 282 nt
Organism: Didymodactylos carnosus
Lineage: Eukaryota; Metazoa; Rotifera; Eurotatoria; Philodinida; Philodinidae
Source: the annotation of a GenBank genome assembly